This is a messenger RNA of Nicotiana tabacum (common tobacco), 3199 nucleotides long. Lineage: Eukaryota; Viridiplantae; Streptophyta; Magnoliopsida; Solanales; Solanaceae. The record is from RefSeq and is a predicted model, not a curated record.
UUUUACUUUUGUUCUUUAAAGUUUGGAUAUUUUGCACCUAAUUCUUGACUAAAGUUUGUGAUUGUUCCAGAAGUGCUUGUAAAGUCUUAUUAACUGUAAAUGUUUCAAUCUAGCAGCAAGAUCUGAUGUAGAAUUGGUAUUUUUACAAGUCUGAUUGUACUAUUCUUUACCUAAUUGCUCCAUUUUCCUUUUCUUUCUUUUUUCAUUUGGUUUCCAUAAAUAUGCAAACUGUGUGUCCAAAUAGAAAAUUUUGGUGGUGGGGUUUGGAUGAAAAUUUUGGGGAAAAUGAAUUUUUUGUUUUAGGAAAUGUAAUUAGCUUCUAUGCGGUGAUUAACUGCCUAAGAGGGUAUCAGUUUUUAGGUUGAAUUAGUAGUUGAACAAAAUUCUGCCUGGCACAUCUGGAGCAAAAUAUAAUUAUUGUUUUUAAUGGAUGUUGACAAUUGCAUAAUGAUUGCCAAAUGAUUCAAUCUGUUUACUUUCCUUGCUUUUGACUUGGACUUUGAACCCUCCAUACUUUGAUGUUUUUUUUCUUCUUCUAAAAUAAGUAGGUAAGGAUGUUGUUACAUACUACUAUUUUCUCUUCAAUACAUUCUGGUCAAUUCAGCUUUUUGAAGUCCCUUUCGAAUGGUCAUUUGUUUGCUUCCUCAUAUUCCAUUUGUCAUCUUCUCUUGACAGUUCAGUUUGGCUUGCUACAUCUUAGCUUCGUCAUUUUGUGAGCGGAAGGUUUCUAGUAAAAGCUCAUCCUAAGCAUGUAAAUUUAUUAGAAAUGAUAAUUAGGAACAUCACAAACCUGAUCACUAAAGCUGAGUAAGAGCCAACUCAGUUUCCUUUUUUCAAUUGUGUUGAAUUUGUCUUUAUGUUUCAAGUUAGUAAUAGUUUAUCUGAAAAUUUUAUAUCUUCAAGUGUUAGCAGUUAUAGUAAACAAAGAAAAAGUGGUUUCUUAUGCAUAUCUCUUCAUGAUUGUAACUACCAGACAAUUAGAUUGUGCAUAUCCGUUUCUAAAUGAGCAAAUUUAUCAAUUGGAUUGGCUGAUGAAUAGAUAUCGUAUUUCUCCCUUGAAAUUGAAGUUUGACUUUUUUAUUUGAACUAAAAGUAGAUUAAAGAAAUAGCCAUUAUUGGAUGAACACUACAGAUGAUAGUACACAUUAGUGGUUCCCCACUCAUCCAUAUAGUGGACUUUUCUUUGAAGUUGAAAGAGACAUGUAUCCUAUUGCUAUUCUUUUUCUCCCUUUCAUCCUCUUUCUCCCUUCUGAAAGAUUCGUUCUUAAUAUUCUUUCUAGGUAAUUUCUUUGCCAUUGGCUAUUGACACUUACCUCUCCCUGUUGAGUACUUAAUCUAUUAUUGAACAAUUCAAGGUUAAGAAGUUAAAAAUAGGCGCUAUUUCACCAGGAAAGCUGCACAAGUAGAUCACUUCAUAUACUCAAAGGGUCAAGUGUGGUAUCAUAGACCAGCUAACUUGAUAAGUGAAAUAGGCUGUUAUCUAAAGAACCAUUGUUGUAUUUUACUGCAAAAAGGAAAUAGAGUUUCCCAUUUGCAUGAUACUCUUCUCAGCAAGUCAAAGGUGCAGCUGAACAAUAAGUGCUAUGUGCUACCUUGCAUGUGAUGUGGUUCAUGAUCUAGUAUGAAGUUGGAUAGAGAACGUUGUCUGGGAGACAAGGCUUAUAUGCGGCUGAUUUGAUCUCAUGGUCAUCAAAGUUGCUUUUUGGAUGGAUGAGAGUAAAAUGAUAUCGAACGAGCAGUUUAUAAUUUAGCUACAGCAUCUCUUUCGUCCUACCUUCUUAUAGAAUUCAUCAUUAAAUCUCUCAUAAACCAGAUUCAGGUAUAGGGCAGUCAAUAAAACGUGCUCCAUUGGUUUUUCUUGACGAUUAUGUUUCUUAGUUCUUCCCAUCUCCUUUUUUCCUAAGUCCUACUACAUUGUAAUCAAAGUUGUUUAAAUGAGGGAAAGAAAUUUAAGGGCAGCAGAGUGUCAGUGUAAGGCCAAAACUUUAUUUUAAUCUUGUUUCCUGACUAUCAGUGCUAAAGCACGUGAUAUAACUUAGUUCAAUAAAACGAUUAUGGACUGUUGUUGAAUGAGAACUAUAACUAACUCGUGAAUCUGAAGGAAGCAGUGCAUACUCCAAAGGUCAACCAGUAUGAGUUUUUUGAGGUGACAAAAAGAUAUUACAUGCCUAACCUUAUCCAGUGCAGUGUUUUCACAUUCAGCAUACAAUCAUAGUUCAUGCAGAGAGCAAGAUGCUAGUGGGCCUUGAAUGAACCUUAAUUUCAGUAGUGAAAGGAAAAUGACCUCAAAGCCAAAGAAAGGAUGGAAAUCAAUUGUGCCUCUCCAUUUGAAGACCAAAUCAGCUGCACAUUUUUGUUUGCUACCCAAAGCGAAGUCAGAUCGAUACGGUCCUGGUGACACACCUGUUUAUCUCAAUGUGUAUGACUUGACUCCUAUGAACGGCUAUGUAUAUUGGGCUGGCCUUGGUAUCUUUCAUUCUGGUGUAGAAGUUCAUGGUGUAGAAUAUGCAUUUGGAGCUCAUGACUAUCCAAGCAGUGGUGUCUUUGAAGUUGAACCACGGCAAUGCCCAGGGUUCAAGUUCAGGAAGUCAAUAUUCAUUGGGGCUACAAAGUUGGAUCCCUGUCAAGUUAGAGAGUUUAUUGAACGUCAAGCUGCUAGCUAUAAUGGUGAUAUGUAUCACUUGAUUGUGAAGAACUGCAACCAUUUUUGCAACGAUUUAAGCUACAAGCUGACUGGGAAAAGGAUUCCAAAAUGGGUGAACAGACUUGCAAAAUUAGGUUCAACGUUCAACUGCAUGCUACCCGAGGCUCUGAAAGUUGCUGCGGUGGAACAUGACCCUAAUGGCCCUGAAUAUGAUAGUGAGAAAAGAAGGUUGAGAAGUGCUUUCAGUUGUCUUUCUUCAAUUUCAACAAGGCAAAGGCAGUUAUCGACAUCUUCAUUAUUUCUGCAGUCACCCUUGAAAGGGUGCUUACCAUCUUGGGAGUUAAGAAAGUCUAACAACAGGUCUCUGAAAGAAAGGUAAGAUAAUGGACCCUUCCAAUUUCUUGGAAUAUGUUGAACAGAAAUAUUAUGAAGGUUAUUUCCAUGUAUUCUUGGGAAAAUGAAAAACCAAUCAGAGUGACAUGCUUAGGAAGGUGUAGUAUUUGUAACAUGACGUUUCAGUGUAUGCGAAAAGAAAUUCCUUAUUUGAUUGCUUCA